CAGGAGGAGAAUAAGAGUCACUCUACACCAAUCAGCAUCCAGAGUUUGGACCUAGAGGUGUGUCUAAGAAACAAUAUCAGGAAACUACUUGAACACAACUCAGACUGAAGCGGAGUGAACCCAAACAAACAGUGUGUCGUGAACGUGUGUUAUCCAGGCAGUAUUUGACACACAGUAUUUCUCCUGAACAGAAAGAGGAAGUGCUGCUGGUGUCCUGUGUUUCUCAGUGCAGCUGAAUAAAGGAAGUGUAACGUGUGUCUCCAGUGGCCAUGGACAAACCGGUGUGUUUGAUUGACACUGCGUCUGACGGGAAGCUGUGUGUGCAGCAGUCAGCGUUGCAGGUUCUGGAGCAGAUCCUGCAGCCUGUGGUGGUGGUGGCCGUGGUGGGUCUCUACCGCACCGGGAAGUCCUACCUGAUGAACCGACUGGCCGGGAAACAAACAGGGUUUGCUCUGGGCAGCACCAUCGAGUCCAAGACCAAGGGCAUCUGGAUGUGGUGUGUGCCUCACCCCACUAAAGCAGAAACUACUCUGGUGCUGCUGGACACCGAGGGACUCGGGGACGUGGACAAGGGGGACUCGAAGCAUGAUACCAAGAUCUUUUCUCUGUCUGUCCUUCUGAGUAGCACUCUAGUGCUGAACAGCCAAGGGACGAUCGACAACAGAGCUAUCGAGGAACUGCAAUAUGUCACAGAGUUAACCGAGUACAUCAAGAUCAAAUCGUCUGAUGAGGAGGACUCAGAGUUUGUCAAGUUCUUCCCCAGUUUCAUCUGGGCUGUGAGGGACUUCACCCUAGAACAAAAAAUAAACGACAAAUACGUGACUGAGGACCAGUACUUGGAGUAUGCCUUGAAGCUGAAACCAGGCUUUUUGAGAACAAUCAGCGAGUUCAACCUACCACGGCAGUGUAUCCGGAAUUAUUUCCCGUCCCGGAAGUGUUUCACUUUCCCUUUCCCGACCGUCCCAGAGAAAGUGUCUCACCUGCAGAGGCUGGAUCCUGCUGAGCUGUCCCCAGACUUCCAGGAGGUCACGCAACGCUUCUGCAAGUUCAUCUUUGACCGGAGUGAAGUGAAGAAACUGAAGGACGGACACACGGUCACUGGAAGAGUCCUGGGUCAGUUUGCCAAGACAUACGUAGACUCGAUUUCCAGCGGUCAAGUGCCCUUUCUGGAGAACGCAGUGCUAGCCAUGGCCCAGAUCGAGAACGAGGCUGCGCUGAAGGAGGGUCUGGAGGUGUACCACACUGGGAUGGAGACGCUGAAGAGGUCCUUUCCUCUGGAGCUGAAGGAGGUUUCAUCAGAACACCAGCGUCUCAGCAGCACCGCCACACAGGUCCUAAUGAAACGCUCCUUUAAAGACAGCCAGGGGACCUACCUCAAAUCUCUAGAGGAAGGCAUUAAUAAUCUCUUUCAUGGUUACUUGCAUCAAAAUGAGGAAGCUUCAAAGAAAAGAUGUGAAAAUAUUCUGUCAUCCCUCUCUGGAACAAUGACAGAGAAGCUGAAGAAAGGAUCCUAUGCCAUACCUGGUGGUUAUCAUCUCUUUUCCCAGGACCUUGAAGACAUUGUGAAGAAAUAUAAAAUACAAGCCAAUAAAGGAGUCAAGGCAGAAGACACACUGGAAGAGUUUCUGAAGCAGAAGUCUACGGCAUCUAAUGCAGUUCUUCGGGCUGACAAUAAACUGACGGAGAAGGAGAAAAAAAUAAUGGAGGAAAGAGAGAAGACAAUUCUACUAGCUCAAGAAAUAAACACCAAGGAACAGCAGCAGCGACAGCUAGAAGAGAAGAUGGAAGCAGAGAAGAGGAGUAAUGAUGAGAGGAUGAGACAGAUGAAGGAGAAGAUGGAUGAGGAGAUGAAGCUUCAGAGAGAAGAGGCUGAGAGGGCCAUGGACUGCAAACUGAAGGAGCAGGCCGCUCUGCUGGAGAAGGGCUUUCAGGACAAGGCUGACAUUAUGAACGAGGAGAUCAAGGACUUCAGGACGAAGAGUGAAAACAGAGAGAAGGAAAAUGACAAACUGCUUAAACAGAUGACUGCAAACAUGAAAAAGAGACACGCUGACACUAUGAACAUGAUGAAGAAGCAACACCUCGAGCAGAUGGAGGCCAUCAGGAACAUGCCGAGGCCUUCGUCUGAUUCUGGCGAUCUCUUCUUACGUCUGCUGCUCUUCGGCCUCAGCAGCUUCGCCAGCGGCUCUAGUCGCUGCUGAAUUGAUCCCGAGCAAACGCUCUCAGCUAAACAGUGUACUGCUGACGGAGGCAGCAUCUCCGUCAUCGGGAGCGGGUGGAUUCAGGGUUUUCCUGAUUCAAACUCUGAAACCUUUGUUUCGGGGUGUGUUGAGGGAAACAGGAAGUUUUUCUGAUUUUGUAAGUUUGCCUUGUUUGAGUGAUACCUUGCAUUGUGAACACAUUGUGAUGUGUUACUGAUUUAUCAAGACGAAGAGACCACACAGAAUAUUGUAUUCUUUUAUUUGAUAAGUAUUUAUAC
This is a messenger RNA of Puntigrus tetrazona (Sumatra barb), 2479 nucleotides long. RefSeq names its product guanylate-binding protein 6-like. The transcript is spliced from 10 exons. The record is from RefSeq and is a predicted model, not a curated record. Bases 270 to 2201 code for a protein of 643 amino acids. Lineage: Eukaryota; Metazoa; Chordata; Actinopteri; Cypriniformes; Cyprinidae. Gene Ontology annotation, molecular function: GTPase activity; GTP binding.